UCAAACUGCUCCGUGGUGUCGCCCUCUAUUAACGUCUCCACCUCCUCGGUGAGCUGAAGUGUCAGCUCCUCUCUCUGUCACAAAGUCCUGUGGUGUUGUGUCUUUGUUUUUCUCCACCGUUUCAUCUCCUGUUGGCUAAAGUGUGACAUCUUUCAGUGGAUGCUGGCAGAGAGUUAGGGCAGUAAGUUAUGCUGAAGCCCGCCUGUCCGUCAGGAUGAGCACCACAGACGGAGCCGGGUCCCCUGAACAUGUUGGAGAGGCCCGCGUUGUUCAGAUCUACCCCAGGCCGCCCCAGGACGCAGCUACCUACUGUCCCUUGCAGGUCAGCGCUGGGGACACGACAGGGGCGGUCAUUCGCAAUGCCGUGGCCUCUCUGGGCCUGGAUGACAGCCAGAGGUACGGCCUGCUGGAGGUGAGGAGGAGCGGCGGAGAGGAGAGGCCGCUGGAGGCCGGGGACUACCCUUUGGAGAGAGUCCUGCUGUGGCCUCGAGGGGCACAGAGGUGGCACCCUCAGAGCCACGGGUACUACUUCAUCCUGCAGCAAGCCAACAGUGGAGGCAACCAAGUAGAAAGCAGCAGAGAAGAUUAUGAUGACCUCUGUAACCUCCAAACUGUGACUGAGGAGAAUAUCCUGGAGGCUUUACGCCAGCGCUUCCGCAGGCUCAAACUCUACACCUACGUCGGCAACAUCCUCAUCGCCAUCAACCCCAAUAAGUUCCUGCCUCUUUACAAUCCCAAGUAUGUGAAGAAGUACGAGAAACAGCCACUGGGCAAACUGAGCCCUCAUAUAUUUGCCAUAGCAGACGUGGCCUUCCGUUCGAUGCUGACCCGGCAGGUGAACCAGUGUAUUGUGUUGUCUGGGGAGAGUGGCUCAGGGAAGACUGAGAGCAGCAGUUAUCUCAUCCACUGCCUGACUGCCCUCAGCCAGAAGACGUACUCCAGCGGGGUGGAACGGACCAUCCUUGGGGCUGGCCCGGUUCUGGAGGCCUUUGGCAACGCUAAGACGGCAGAGAAUAACAACUCCAGUCGCUUUGGGAAGUUCAUCCAGCUCAACUAUCUGGAGAGCGGCGUCAUCAGAGGGGCAGUUAUUGAGAAGUACCUACUAGAAAAGUGCCGCCUGGUGUCCAGAGAUCAACGGGAGAGGAACUACCACGUGUUUUACUAUCUGCUGAUGGGGGCGUCCAAAGAUGAGCAGGAGGAGUUUCAUCUAUUAAAGCCGCAAGAUUAUCUCUACCUCAAGCAGGAAGACCUCCAUUUAGAUAGUGAGGAGAAACUUGGGCAGGAGUACAAGAGGCUCCAACAGGCUAUGGAAAUGGUUGGCUUCCUGGCCUCCACCAAGAAACACAUAUUUUCCAUCCUCUCUGCCAUCCUGUACCUGGGCAAUGUGAAGUACACGCAGUCAGAGGACCCUGAAGUCCUGGAGGUCGGACCUGCUGACGUUCUGUCCACACUGUCUGACCUGCUCAAAGUGAAAAUGGAGCCACUGGUGAAGACUUUGACCAAGAGGAGAGUAGUGACCGCUAACGCCACCGUAGUUUCACAGUACACACUACAAGAGGCCUACACAGUGCGGGACUCCAUGGCCAAGUCUUUAUACGGAGCUCUGUUUGACUGGAUCAUCCUUCACAUCAACCACGCAAUGCUCAACAGACGAGACAUGGAGGAGUCAGUCUCUUGUUUGUCCAUCGGCAUCCUGGAUAUGUGUGGUUUCGAGAACCUCCAGACAAACAGCUUUGAGCAGCUGUGCAUCAACUACACCAUCGAGAAACUGCAGUACUACAUCAACCAGCACAUCUUCAAGCUUAAGCAAGAAGAUUAUGUGUCCGAGGGCAUCGCCUGGAAAAACAUCGACUGCACUGACAACAGUGGCUGCGUUCAGCUGAUCAGCGAGAAGUCGACCGGACUCUUUGACCUGCUGGAUCAGGAGAGCGACCCUCAGGCCACAGAUGAAAUCCUGUUGUACAAGUUGAAUCAGCAACAUGAGGACAACCCAUUCUUUGUACCCUCCUCAAAUACAGAGCCGACUUUUGUCAUUCAACACUUUGCUGGAAGGGUUAAAUAUCACAUCAAGGAUUUCCAGCAGAAAAACACAGAGCACAUGCGUCCUGAAGUCAUAUCACUUCUACGGAGCAGCGGGCGGGCAUUCGUGCAUCACUUGGUUGCAUCCAGUCCAGAAGCUCUGUUCAGAUGGGGAGUCCUGCGAGCCACCAUCCGCAUCCUCACAAUAUUCAAGAACCUGGGAUGCCAGCGGGCAGAAUCGAUGUCUGCCAGACGAACCUCCCGCCAGACCCUCAGAGAAUUGCAAAAGCGCAACAGUGCUGCUAAGGACAGGCUGUCCAGCACCAGCAUGACUCUGGAUUUCUCCUUUGAUCGCUCUGACGAACAUCCUUUUGAAGUAUUUGAAGACAUCUUUGUCAAUUAUGAAAAGAGAAAGAAAAGUCGAAGCGGUCGACAGAAGCAGCUCAUUCCAAAGAAUCUCAUGGAUGUGCACUCGCUCCGACAUAUUGUUGGUGUCGCCGCGCAUGACCGAACCAGCAAAUUAAUCUUCCACCCUCAUCGGACGACAAAGCCCCCGACAGUUGGCGCUCAGUUUCAGGCCUCAAUUCGAAAGCUGAUGGAGGCGAUUGAAAAAGCCGAGCCAUUCUUUAUUUUCUGUGUUCGCUCCAACGCUGAAAAGAAGCAGCUGUACUUUGAUGAUGAACUUGUGCUCCAGCAAAUCAAGUACACAGGCAUCCUGCAGAUGGUUGACAUCCAGAAGUCUGGCUACAGUGCCAAAUACACAUUCAAGGAAUUUGUCGAGAAGUUCAGAAUGCUGCUUCCAAAAGGAGUUACUGCAACGCCAGAGCCCAUAACUGAACUGUUUGAGGGGAUGGAGCUGGAUAAGAGCACCUAUCAAAUAGGAAAAACCGAGGUGUUCCUCAAGGAGAAGGAGAGGCAACUGCUCCAAGUCACUCACAACAAAGAAGUGAUGCGUCACAUCAUCAUCCUGCAGCGCUGGUUCCGUGUCUGUCUGAUCAGAUCGCACUACCUGCAAAAGAGAGAUGCCACUAUGCUUAUACAGAGGAGCUGGCGUCAGUUUUACGAGAAACAAAACCUGGCUGCUACAGUGAUGCAGACAGCAUGGAGGACUUCCCUGGAUAAACAUGAGACAGAGGAUGACGAGAAUACAUCCAAGACCCGGCCUGGACGGGACAGCUUGAAAAAAAAGGAGCUAACGAGGCAGCACAAAGUGGAGAUCAGCCCCAACAGGAGCCAAGAGAGGUCCCAGAGCAGGGAGAAUCGAGAGGGCAGAGGAUCCCCUCCCCCUCUCAACCGGCCCCUCUCCCUCCCACUGGACCCUAAAGUUGGCACCGAUGACGGCUCCACCAGCUCCUCUAAGAGCAGCUCGCUGCAGCGCUACACAGAUCUCGAGGGGAUCAAAGAGAAGGCCGAGAGGUGGAAGGAGGGCCGACAGAGCGAUAGCGAACCGACGGAUGAAUCGAGUCCAGAAGUACGACGACGAGAGGAUCGGAAAGAUGACUUUCAGCGCAAAAUCAAGUCCAGGUCUGUUGAUGAACUGUCCAAGAUCAGCUCAUCAGGCUCUGAUAGCUCACCCACCACCAAUGAGGUCAGGGUGCAUCUCCGCAAGCAUCCCAAACGCAAGCGGCGCUUAGCCUACCCCCGCAGCAGUUUGAUGAUGACCCUUGGGGGCUCCAAGGAGAGCGAGUACUGGAGCUUUCCGCUGCCUCCCAUCAGCCCCCAAGUGACCGGCAUGAGGAGCGCGGCCAGUAGCGUGGAUGUCCGGUCCCUCAAAUCCCAGGUCAAGAUGAUAGCAGCAGAACCUGACGGGUCGAGGUUCAGCCUUCCAGCCAGGGGCUCCAAUGAGGACUCAGGACAGCAGGAAUCUAACCAAUCAGCACUCACAACUCCGGAGAGGGUUUGGUUUCUCAGUAAAUUCCUGAAAAAGCGGCCACCUAAAUAUUCCUCGGACAACGUCUCUCCGUCAGAUAAAACAGUCACCUUGCCCAGCUACACUCCACAUGCCUACCACAAGCCAGACCAGCAGAGUGAGAGGGUCCAGCGAAACCCAACCAUUAAAAUCAGCCGGGCCACACGGGCAUUGCAGGGCAACGCGUCUCUGGACCGAGAGAUCACCGACCCCAAAGAGCUGCGAAACCUGGACGAAUUCCUCGGCAAUCAGGUGAAUGAGCUGCAAAGUAGAGUAAAAGAGCUGUCAGCAACAGAGAGCAUCUUCAUCAACGCCACCAUGCAGUUCAGAAAUACCAUCAAAGGCAUGUACUCGCUCCAGAAGCCCCAAAUCGGCUACAAAGAUCUGAUGAAGGGCUACCGCAACAAAGUGAACACACUAGCGGGAACCAAGAGGAAGAAGUCAGAAGUCUCGCUGGUGGUCAACUUGUUUCAGUCUGUACUGGACGGCUUUAUUAGGGGCGAGAUAAAACGAAUGGAGUCUGAGCCAUCCAAGGCCACCAAGACGACGAAGAAGAGGAGGAAAAAGGACAAAUGUCCUAAUAGUCCUCUGGAUCACCUGUUCAGCACGUACCAGGUGAACAUCAUGCAGUCAUGUGACUUGUGUGGCUCCUACAUCUGGGGAAUGGAGAAAGCCUACAUGUGCAGUGCUUGCAAGUUAAUAUGUCACAAGAAAUGUCUGAACAAAAUCAUCACAGACUGCUCGACACGAUGUGCCAGACAGGAUGACAGUAUACCGGGCUCCCUUCACUUCGGGGUGCAGGUGUGCAUCCUCACCAGUAAAGCCAACCCUGUGCCCAAAGUGGUGGAGUUGUUGCUGAUGCACGUGGAGCUAAACGGCCUCUACACGGAGGGUAUUUACCGCAAGUCGGGCUCAGCCUGCCGAGCGAGGGAGCUCCACCAGAUUCUGGAGACCGAUCCUGAGGGACCAUGUUUGGACAACUACCCCAUCCACACCAUCACAGGUCUGGUUAAACGGUGGCUCAGAGAGCUGCCGGACCCCCUCAUGACCUUUUCCCUCUACAGCGACUUUCUGCAUGCCGUGGAGCUGCCAGAGAAAGCUGAGAGAAUAAAGGCCGUUUACCAAAAGUGUGAUGAACUUCCUCCUGCUAAUUUCAACACGUUAGAGCGGCUCAUCUUUCACCUGGUCAGGGUUGCAAAAGAGGAAGAGCACAAUAAGAUGACACCAAGCUCUCUAGCUAUUGUGUUUGCUCCCUGCAUUCUGCGUACACCGGAUGUUGAUGACCCCUUCCUUGGUAUGAAAGAUGUGGGCAAGACUACAACGUGCGUGGAGAUCCUGAUCUCUGAGCAGUUCAGACGCUACAAUGAGAAGAUGCAGAAUAUCCAGGAGCUGGAAUACGCAGAGGCCCUGGCUGUCAAUCAGCUCAAACUGAGGAGACAAAACACGGUGAUUGUUGAAAAGCCUUCACAGCAGGACGUUCCAGACCAACAACCUCCGGAUGAAAUGGAGAGGACCCUCAUCGAUAGGAUCCAGUCCAUCAAGCAAGAAAAGGUGGACUUGGCCUGCAGGUUACCUGACCUGGAGCAGGAGAACUCCGACAAUGACAACCUGGACUCAUCGUCAUCGAUGAGCUCAGAGAGUCUAGAGGACAGCCUGGACUCGGAAGUACCAGGAAAGGUGACCAUGCGGUUGAAAACCCAGAAACCCAACUGCCCACCUAAACCUCCUGACCUGGCGCAGAGAAUCAGAAGUCUGAUGGCUCUGACAGACGAUGCACAGAGUGAGUUCGCACCAGGACAAAAGAGAGAUGUUACCCAAUCCAUGUGCUUCCUGCCCAUCCAAGAAGGCCCCUCCCCAACCGACAAGCCCCAGCUCACCAGCAAGCCUUUCAAUGGGAGCUAUGACGACCUGGACAUCCCGUACAUCGAUGAAGAUGAACCUCUCCCCUGCACAUAACACCACAAGUUCUAAUAAUUGGAGGAAGUGUUAAUAGAAGCACUUUGUUUUAUAGACUUUUCCAUUUGUCAAUGCUGCUAUGGAAACAAAGUGCGUAGAGAAUUUAUAUGUAUUUAAUGGGAGAUCGUUAGGGCUCUCCCUUCAGGGUUUUAUAACAGAUCUGGAGGAGAACCAUCAGCAAGGACUGCUCAGCCUCUUUAUAAACAAUACACUGUAUGGGAUUUUAAACAUAUUUCAGAAUUGUACAGUUCACAUUUUAUUAGGUACUUCUGUGAAGCUGUGUGACCAGCUGUGUCUCAUCUGGAGAGAAAAGUAUGAGGAGCAACUCAGGAUACAAGUGCCUCCUUUACUAAUGGACAUUAUUCUGAAUUUGACCACUGUGGUACUGAUGGGACUUUAUGGUGUUUGUGGGGAAAAAAAUGUCUUGUAAGUGUACCAGAAAUGUUCAUAUGAGAGCCAGAGUGCUUCUCCGUUGUACAGAGUGACAUUGUUGCGUUUUGGCCUCUCAUUGAGUGCAUCUGAAACAGUUUCAGUUCGGUUUUUCUGCCUUUCGCUUCCCUGUGGUAUCUACUGCUGUGGCUGACCACUGAUUCAAUACACCUGUAAGAGGGUUUGGUCAUAUUGUUGCCUGACUGAAAAUACUUCCCUCUGUCACUUCUCUCGGUAUUGCAAGGCUCUGCAGUUUCACCAAGUAAACGUUUUGUCCAUACAUAUAGUUUUUUUUUUUAAUAUGCAUGCCUGUACAUUUUAUAAGGGGUAGGAAUGAUGCAUAUGGGGGUGAACCUCCUCAGAGAUUGUCUUUUGUCACCAACUGAAAUAAACUGACCAUUUUCAAAUGUC
Molecule: messenger RNA, 6724 nt
Organism: Sebastes umbrosus (honeycomb rockfish)
Lineage: Eukaryota; Metazoa; Chordata; Actinopteri; Perciformes; Sebastidae
Gene: myo9b
Product: myosin IXb
Exons: 41
Coding region: 215-5884 (1889 amino acids)
Biological process (GO): intracellular signal transduction
Cellular component (GO): myosin complex
Molecular function (GO): microfilament motor activity; GTPase activator activity; ATP binding
Source: RefSeq, a predicted model, not a curated record